AUGCUGCUCGUGCCGGCCGUGUACUCUGAUCCGUCUCUCAAAGUGGGCUUCUACAAGCGAUCUUGUCCCGCGGUGGAAUCCAUUGUGAGGAGAACAGUCAGAAGGGCAGUGUCCCGCAAUCCUGGAAUUGGCGGCGGGAUUAUCAGGAUGCAUUUCCACGACUGCUUUGUCCGGGGUUGUGAUGGUUCCGUGCUGCUGAAAUCGGGGCCAGGUGGUAAGCAAUCGGAGAGGGACCACCCGGCCAACAAUCCGGGGCUGAGGGGAUUCGAAGUAAUCGAGGAAGCGAAGAACAGAAUCGAGUCCGUCUGCCCCAACACCGUCUCCUGCGCCGACAUCCUCGCUUUCGCCGCCAGGGACAGCUCCAGCAAGCUCGGCCGGAUCAACUACGCCGUCCCUGCGGGUCGCCGCGACGGCCGGGUCACCGUCUUCGACGAGGUCACCGAUAACCUCCCUCCCCCGACCUCCACCGCCGACCAACUCGUCGCGAAUUUCGCACGGAAAGGACUGUCGGCCGACGAGAUGGUCACGCUCUCCGGCGCGCAUUCCAUCGGCGCGUCGCACUGCUCGUCGUUCUCGGCCCGCCUCUACUCCGACCCGUCCCUCGACCGGAAAUUCGCGGCGGCUCUGAAGGCCACGUGCCCCCGGCCGCCGCAAAACGGCGGCAGCGGCCGUGAUCCGUUGGUGCCGCUCGACUCGGCCACGCCCAACUGGCUGGACAAUAAGUACUACGUGGAGCUGACAGCGGGGCGGGGGUUGCUGACGUCGGACCAGACGUUGGUGGAGAAUUCGCUGACGAGGAAGUACGUGGCGGUCAAUGCUAGGUACGGCGCCACGUGGACUGCCAAGUAUGUUAAGGCGAUGGUGAAGAUGGGUUCGAUUGAUGUGUUGACCGGAAGUCAAGGUGAGAUUCGGAGCAGCUCGUCGCACUGCUCGUCGUUCUCGGCCCGCCUCUACUCCUUCAACGGAACGCAUGAUCAGGACCCGUCCCUCGACCGGAAAUUCGCGGCCGCUCUGAAGGCCACGUGUCCCCGGCCGCCGCGAAACGGCGGCGGCCGUGAUCCGUUGGUGCCGCUCGACUCGGCCACGCCCAACUGGCUGGACAAUAAGUACUACGUGGAGCUGACAGCGGGGCGGGGGUUGCUGACGUCGGACCAGACGUUGGUGGAGAAUUCGCUGACGAGGAAGUACGUGGCGGUCAAUGCUAGGUAUGGUGCCACGUGGACUGCCAAGUAUGUUAAGGCGAUGGUGAAGAUGGGUUCGAUUGAUGUGUUGACCGGAAGUCAAGGUGAGAUUCGGAGCAGCUGUAGCUUUGUCAACUGA
Linum tenue is the source of this 1320-nucleotide messenger RNA. The record is from the annotation of a GenBank genome assembly. Lineage: Eukaryota; Viridiplantae; Streptophyta; Magnoliopsida; Malpighiales; Linaceae.